AUGCCCUUCAGAUACUUGGGGAAGAGCAGUCCAAGCACAGAGAGCAUCAAAUGCAAAACCUCUGAGAGGAGAGUCGACUUGGCAAAUACAAUGCCCAAAAGACCAGCAUGGCUGGAGCAGAGGGAUGAAGGAGAGAACAGUAGGAGCAAAGGUCACAGUGGAAGUGGACUAGACUUCAGAGUUAAAAUUCAUGCAGUGAGUCCAAGAAUUAAGGGAGUCUUUGAAGAGAAAGAAUAUAAGAUGUCAAGAAUAGAAUUUAUGGAAACACCAUCAUUUAGCGGAUCUAGGGAUGCUUAUGGCAAGAAGUCUAGCUUGGUUGGAAAACUGAGCGACACAGAGGCUAAGCAAGUUGACCAAGGAUUUGAAAUCAGAUUGGAACUUACACCACUGGCACUCCUGGUUCUCAGGCCUUUAGACAAGGGCAGCAUCACUUCUGUAGUAUUCCUGCUAAGAAAGCAUGAGCUGACACUGGUCCCAAGGAAACAUCAGAUGGACCUGGGGUUACAAGCUUCCAGAAGCAAGGGGUUAUUUUUGACAAGCCUCUCAGGUUAUCCUGUCAUACCAAAGUACUACUCUGUGCCAGCUGAUUUUGUAGAAUAUGAAAAAAGAAACCCUGGUAGUCAGAAGCGAUUUCCUAGCAACUGUGCCCGUGAUGGAAAACUGUUUCUUUGGGGACAAGCCCUUUAUGUCAUCGUAAAGCUCCUGGCUGAUGAAUUAAUUAGUCCUAAAGACAUUGAUCCUGUUCAGCGUUAUGUCCCACUACAGAACCAACUUAAUGUGAGCAUGAGGCUUUCCAAUCAGGGCCCACUGGAAAAUGAUUUGGUUGUUUAUGCAGCACUCAUAGCAGAAGGCCAACGCCUUCAAGUUUUCCUCAACACAUAUGGUAUUCAGACUCAAACUCCUCAACAGGUAGAACCCAUUUAGAUCUGGGCCCAGCAGGAGCUUGUGAAAGCUUAUUUCCAUCUGGGGAUCAAUGAAAAAUUAGGACUCUGUGGAAGGCCAGAUAGGCCCAUUGGCUGCCUUGGUACAUCAAAGAUUUAUUGCAUUCUAGGAAAGACUGUGGUUUGUUACCCUAUCAUCUUUGACUUAAGUGAUUUCUACAUGUCUCAAGAUGUUUUACUGCUGAUAGAUGACAUAAAGAAUGCACUACAGUUUAUUAAGCAAUACUGGAAAAUGCAUGGCCAUCCACUUUUCCUUGUUCUCAUCCGGGAAGACAAUAUAAGAGGUAGCCGAUUCAAUCCCAUAUUAGAUAUUCUGGCAGCUUUUAAGAAAGGAGUGGUUGGAGGAGUCAAAGUUCACAUAGAUUGUCUACAGACACUAAUAUCUGGAGCUGUGGUAGAACAACUUUUCUUACGAAUCAGUGACACAGAAGAGCUUCCAGAAUUUAAGAGUUUUGAGGAACUAGAAGUUCCCAAACAUUCAAAAGUCAAAUGACAAAGCAGCACCUCCAAUGCUCCUGAACAAGAACAGCAGCCAGAUGUCACCAUUACUGAAUGGAAAAACAAACCCACCCAUGAAAUUCUUCAAAAACUGAAUGGCUGUAGUUGUCUGGCUAGCCAAGCCAUCCUGCUGGGUAUACUGCUCAAAAGAGAAGGGCCCAACUUCAUCACAAAGGAAGGUACCGUUUCUGAUCACAUUGAGAGAGUCUAUAGAAGAGCUGGCAGCAAAAAACGUUGGUCAGUGGUGCACCAUACAGCAAGUCUUUUAAGUAAACUAGUGGACAGCCUGGCCCCAUCCAUUACUAAUGGAAGCCCUUUUACUAAUGUUUUAGUGCAGGGUAAACAGGUAACUCUGGGUGCCUUUGGACAUGAAGAAGAGGUUAUCUCUAAUCCUUUGUCUCCAAGAGUGAUUAAGAACAUCAUCCAUUACAAGUGUAAUACCCAUGAUGAGAGGGAGGCAGUCAUUCAGCAAGAACUGAUCAUUCAUAUUGGCUGGAUCAUCUCCAAUAACCCGGAGUUAUUCUGUGGCAUGCUGAAAAUAUGAAUUGGGUGGAUCAUCCAUGCUAUGGAGUAUGAACUACAGAUCCGUGGAGGAAACAAGCCAGCCAGAGAAUAUCGGUUGUCACCUAGUGAAGUGAAACAGCUUCUGUUGGGUAUUCUGCAGCCUCAACGGAAUGGAAGAUGUUGGCUGAACAGGUGUCAGAUCGAUGGGUCUUUGAAUAGAACCCCCCCUGAGUUCUAUGACCGAGUGUGGCAGAUCCUGGAACACACACCCAAUGGAAUCAUUGUAGCCAGAAGGCAUUUGCCCCAGCAACCAACCCUGUCAGAUAUGACCAUGUAUGAGAUGAAUUUCUCUCUCCUUGUUAAAGACAUCUUGGGAAAUAUUGACCAGCCAAAGUACAGACAGGUAGUUGUGGAGUUACUAAUGGUUGUAUCCAUUGUACUGGAAAGAAACCCUGAGCUAGAAUUUCAAGACAAAGUAGAUCUAGACAAACUGGUGAAAGAAGCAUUUCAUGAAUUUCAAAAAGAUGAGAGUCAACUAAAAGAAGUUGAAAAACAAGAUGACAUGACUUCCUUUUACAGUACUCCCUCCCUGGGAAAAAAAGGAACAUGCAGCUAUUUGACAAAGGUCGUGAUGAAUUUGCUGCUGGAAGGAGAAGUCAAGCCAAGCAAUGAUGACCCAUGUCUGGUUAGCUAGUGAGGAAAGUGUUAGAGACUCUGUU
This is a messenger RNA of Mesoplodon densirostris (Blainville's beaked whale), 2662 nucleotides long. RefSeq names its product phosphorylase b kinase regulatory subunit beta-like. The record is from RefSeq and is a predicted model, not a curated record. Gene Ontology annotation, cellular component: phosphorylase kinase complex. Lineage: Eukaryota; Metazoa; Chordata; Mammalia; Artiodactyla; Ziphiidae. Gene Ontology annotation, molecular function: calmodulin binding. Gene Ontology annotation, biological process: glycogen metabolic process.